CGCGGCCGGAAAGUGACGAGAGGGCGCGCCCUCGCUUAACGGGAAGUGCUGGGCGUGUCCCGGAAGUGCGGGGGCGCGCGGGCGGAUCCCGGUGGCCGUUGUCGGCGCGGUGCGGAGCGAGCGGGGCUGUGUAACUUGCGUUUGUGAGGAUGGCGGAGCAGGAGCCGACAGCUGAGCAGCUGGCCCAGAUUGCAGCUGAAAACGAGGAGGAUGAACACUCCGUCAACUAUAAGCCACCUGCCCAGAAAAGCAUCCAGGAGAUCCAGGAGCUGGACAAGGAUGAUGAGAGCCUGCGCAAGUACAAGGAGGCCCUGCUGGGUUCUGUCACGGUGACUGCAGAUCCCAAUGCUCCAAAUGUGGUGGUGACCAAACUGACUUUGGUCUGCGCGACCGCUCCGGGCCCUCUGGAGCUGGACCUGACAGGAGACCUGGAGAGCUACAAGAAGCAGGCGUUUGUGCUGAAGGAGGGUGUGGAAUACCGGAUAAAAAUCUCCUUUAGGGUGAACCGGGAGAUUGUGUCAGGCUUGAAGUACCUCCAGCACACGUUCCGGAAAGGCGUGAAAAUUGACAAGACUGAGUACAUGGUUGGGAGCUACGGCCCCCGUGCGGAGGAGUACGAGUUCCUGACCCCCAUGGAAGAAGCCCCUAAGGGGAUGCUGGCCCGGGGCAGCUACAACGUCAAAUCCAAGUUCACAGACGAUGAUAAGACGGAUCACCUGUCCUGGGAGUGGAACCUGACCAUCAAGAAGGAUUGGAAGGACUAGCCCUUCCUGCAGCCAAACCCCAGAGAGCGUGAAUCAGACAGUGGCUCCCAUAGAAACCCCCCCGUACCAAAGUGCUGACAUCGGACCCCCCGGCCCUUCCACCCUCUUUUAAUUUGGCCAGAGCGCUCCGGUCAGUAGCGUGCCCCCUCCCCAGAGAAUCACCAUGUGCAUUGCCCAGCCCCCGUUGUCUGCAUCCGAGCUCCAGCUGCCAGGGGCCGGGCUGUCCCAGCACAGCGGUGGGAGCGCUCGCUCCCUCCCCAGGCCCUUUGUGCUUCUCCCCUUCUGUUAUCCAGGCAGGUGCUGGAGGGGAGGGAUCCUGUGCAGGAUCACGUGCACAGCUCAGGGUAGAUCCUGCCUCCAUGUAGCUGAGGAACUUCGAUGCCAGGCAGCUGUUGAAUCCCUUUGUUGGCUGAAAUCAUGUCCCCUGUCAGUGUCCUGGGAACACUGGUGGCUUCAUUUGUGGAUGUUCCCUGUAACCAUGAUGCCUUAGUGUGUAACACGGAUCCUCUAGGGAGGGGGCCCUGCCCCUGUUACACUUUUUAAACGCUCCUGUUCCUCGUUCCCUGGCACGGCAUUCUUCUUGGUCACAUCCCUCAUGGGUUAUUAGAAAAGAAUCACAACUUCCCGCUUUGCUGCUGCUCCGUCCUUCUCCCCAAGCCGGGACAUCUCCAGGGAGGAGGGUGCUGUGACACACUGCGCAAUGCCUGGCCGCCCUCCUUGCUCCUAGGGCAUCAGGCUGUCAGCACCCCGGGUCCUCGGCACAGAGCUCUAAGGUCUGCAGCAGCCUCAGUGCCUCCAAGGUGGAGAGGAGCUGUGGGGCAGGAGGGUGUGGGAGCCACCAGUGUUGCCAUCACCUCGCACUUCUUGUUGCAGCCCAGGUAGCUGCAAAGCACUGAAAUUCCCAGCCAGCUCCUGUGCUCCUGGCUGUUCUCGGCUGAGGAUGGACGUGCCUGUUGCUGGAGCCGCUCUCCUGAUGCGAUCAACAAAGAGCUUGCGAUGGACGAGUAUUCCAAAGUGGUUAAUGCCUUAUGUAUCUGUUCUGCCUUUAAAAUCCGUGCCUGGCCUGUCAGUAUUUAUUGCCUUGACACGGCUCCUGCUGCACUGGCAGCAGAGCCUGCGGCACGCCAACCCCGGGCGAGGAAGCUGGCAUGCUCCAGCUCCACAGCCCUCUUCUCCGGCUCCUACCACGAUAAGGUCACGUUAGAACUGGGACCAAGUACCUGUGGCUUUCUUGUAGCUGCGUCUGCCUCUGCCUCACCCCUGCCCUGCCCUGGGGAGGUUCUGUUGAUUUGCUUUGGUGGGAAUGCACUGUCGGUCCUGGGCCCGGGGUCACGGCUGGAAUCAUCGUCUGCUUCUCCUUUUGAUCGUAAAUAAAAUCUUGGAACUGAC
Messenger RNA from Cuculus canorus (common cuckoo), 2153 nucleotides. It is a transcript of the gene ARHGDIA, whose product is annotated as Rho GDP dissociation inhibitor alpha. The transcript has 6 exons. Gene Ontology annotation, molecular function: Rho GDP-dissociation inhibitor activity; protein binding. The coding region runs from base 150 to 764 and encodes 204 amino acids. Gene Ontology annotation, cellular component: cytosol; membrane; cytoplasm. NCBI's taxonomy places the organism in Eukaryota, Metazoa, Chordata, Aves, Cuculiformes, Cuculidae. The record is from RefSeq and is a predicted model, not a curated record. Gene Ontology annotation, biological process: Rho protein signal transduction.